Messenger RNA from Pundamilia nyererei, 807 nucleotides. Its product is annotated as programmed cell death 1 ligand 1-like. The transcript is spliced from 3 exons. Gene Ontology annotation, biological process: cell surface receptor signaling pathway; T cell costimulation; immune response. Gene Ontology annotation, cellular component: external side of plasma membrane. Lineage: Eukaryota; Metazoa; Chordata; Actinopteri; Cichliformes; Cichlidae. The record is from RefSeq and is a predicted model, not a curated record. The coding region runs from base 112 to 693 and encodes 193 amino acids.
CACACUGAUUAGUGGGCGCAUGUUAAUUAGUUCUGUUUAUACCUGCACCAUAAAGGAUCCACGGGUCGUGUUUUUCCGGUAUAUUUUAGACGUAUACCGAGUUAAACUAGAAUGACUCUGUUAACAUCAGCGUGUCUCUGCGUGGCUCUGCUGUUCGUCUGUGUCGUGGAUUUGGCUUCCUCAGAGCAGAAAAUCAUCACAGCUGAGUCUGGACAGAACGUCACUCUGACAUGUCGAGCUCCACAAGGCAAACCCAUCAGAGCUGUGAAGUGGAGCAGAGCUGACCUGGGAGAUAAAUAUGUGCUUUUGUACCGAGAUGAGCUGUUUGAUCAAACAAAUCAGCAUCCAUCUUUUAAGAACCGGGUGGAUCUGCAGGACAGACAGAUGAAGGAUGGAGACGUGUCUUUGAUUCUGAAGGAUGUGACGAUUAAUGAUGCUGGAACAUACGAGUGUCGUGUCAUUGUGGGAGAAUCCGCAUCAUGGGAGAUCGUGGGAACCGUCAACAUGAGUGUUCUUCCUCCAGGUCACCAGGGAGACACGGAGGAUGGAGGGAUAAAGGAUAUCCCUGUUGGACUUAAAAUCGGUCUGUCAUUUAUUGGUGGGAUUGUUUCAGGUUUUCUUUUGUGUUGUUUUGGGAUCUUUCUUUGCAUUUACUGCAAUAAUGAUGCUGAGAUUCAGAGUCAGGAGCUAUAAGUCUCCUGACGACCAUCACAAGGUUUAAAAAACCCUAAAAUGAAAACACAGUUUAAAAACUGAUGUUUGUUGAAAACUCCUACAGAAGCACAUUAAACACAUUAAAUAUUUUUC